UUCUUUUCGACUCCGUCGACGCGACUCCAUACUGUAUUUUUUUAAUUUUUUUUUGGUUUUUUUUGAUUUCGAGAUUGUUCCCUUUUUUAUAUUUCUUUGUCGUCCUUUUACGCGUUUCUUUGCUUUAGAACGCUGCACAUACCCAUUGUCAUUUUCCAUUUUGCAUUUCCUUGCUUUGUUUCUCACAUUUCUCUAUUACGUCAAUGUCACAAAAAAGAUCAACUGUUACAAAGCCUAAAUCAGUAACGCUAUUCAAUUUUUUCGCGCCUGUUAAUGCACGUCAAGCGAAUGAGGAUGGAAACCUGUCGCUCAGCAACGCAUCCCCACGUUCCCAUUCCACCUUGUCGUCCCCUAAUAAGCUACCAAACACUGGGAAACGGGAUGUGAUCGAUCUUACUGCAUUGGACGACGAAAGUGCAAACACAAUUGUGAUUGACGAGAAUCGGAUUGGAGAAUCGUUGUUUCUACCGAAAAGGAACCAAUCGCAAACACAGCAACAACAACGACCCAAGUUGGCCAACUGUGAAAACAAAAUCAAGAACGAGGGAUCUCGCUGUUCGUUUAGCUCAAGUCAAGGAAAUACGGUCGAACUGCGAUAUGAAUCAAAAUACAAAUUCCAGACGUUCAAUCCAUCGUACAAGACGAAACCCCGAUUCUCCAGUCAAGAGACCCAAGAACUGCCAGCUCCCUCUGCAACGUCAUAUUCUCGCAUUCCGGUGAACCCGAAACCAGCCGUGAAACGACAAUCAAGUUGGCAACCUCCUCCAGACACACCGACACCACCUUCUUACCAGUCAAACUACCUGCCAUAUCAAGAUACCGAUUACAUGCAGAAGCGUCAGCGAGUGCUUCCAGCGACAUUUAUCACCGAGACCAAUACGUUCAAAGCGAGAAACAGAGCCCCUGAUUAUACUGUGCUUAGUUCACAGCCGAAACAUUGGAUAUCCAAUGUAUCAAAACCCUUUAAAGAUUCACCAUCGUCAUCCUCUUUAUUCAGUGGAUCGUUCUCAUUUUCGCAGGGUUCCAGUGGUACCAUGGGUGCGAUAAAGAGCAAAGCAAGUGUCAAGCGAGUCACGAAAAAGGCCCCUUCCUUUGUGAAACCGGACCAGGAAUAUCGCCCUGAACUCUCCGCCGAGCAGGAGCGGAUUCUGAACAUGGUGAUUCACGAACGGACCAAUUUGUUCUUUACUGGCUCUGCUGGUACCGGCAAAUCGGUUCUUCUAAGAGCCAUCAUUGAUCGAUUAACCAACAUUUACGGCGAAGGCGUGGCGGUGACUGCAUCCACAGGUAUUGCAGCCUGCAAUAUCAAUGGCUCCACUUUACACAGGUAAUAAAAAGGACUCACGUGAAAAUGGGAUCUUUUUAUGAUUCUGCAUAUCAUGAUAAUCCUAAAUCGUGCUUUUUUUUUGUGAUUUUCAGUUUCGCCGGCAUUGGACUGGGAAAGGAACCUGUGGAAACGCUCAUCGAAAGGAUUACGUCAAAGUCCAAAGUGGCUGAACGAUGGCGAAAGACACGUGUGUUGAUCGUUGACGAAAGUAAGUUGAACAAAAGGUUAUGUGAGCCAAAAUACCGGAUGGGAGGAAUGGUGGACCUCAACGUCAGUUUAUUUGUCAGUCUCGAUGAUGGAUGCGGAGUUAUUUGAUAAACUUGAAGCGAUUGCUCGUUCAAUGAAACAAAGUGUACUACCUUUUGGAGGGAUACAGGUCAUUUUAACAG
Molecule: messenger RNA, 1716 nt
Organism: Radiomyces spectabilis
Lineage: Eukaryota; Fungi; Mucoromycota; Mucoromycetes; Mucorales; Radiomycetaceae
Exons: 3
Coding region: 204-1331 (375 amino acids)
Biological process (GO): DNA repair; telomere maintenance
Molecular function (GO): DNA helicase activity
Source: RefSeq, a predicted model, not a curated record